AUGGAACAGCUUCAGCAACAGGUCGAGGGCCUUAAUCUCAAUGCCAUCACCGAGUUUCCCAACUGCUACCCCGAUGUCAACCCCCUCGAUGUCUACCGCGCCCAUCUCGCCAACGUCCUGACCGAGGUUACCGGUGUCGACAAGAACAUCAUCUACCCUGCCCUGUCAUGGACUCAAAGUCUUGACAAGGGCGACUUGGUCCUCGCCGCGCCCGCCCUCCGUCUCCCCAAGGGCGGUCCCAAGCCCGACCAGAUCGUUCAAGAUUGGGCCGCCAAGUUCCCCGAAAACGACCCUCUCUUCGAGAAGCCACACGUACACAGCUACUUCAUGUCUUUCUUCUUCAAGGGCGCGCCCCUUGUCAACAGCAUUCUCCCCACCAUUCUCCAGAAGGGCAAGACAUUCGGUACCAACCCAUCAUUGGGUCUCAAGGACCCCAAGGAGCCAAGCGCGGGACGAAAGAAGAUUAUUGUCGAGUUCUCGUCGCCGAAUAUUGCGAAGCCUUUCCACGCUGGUCACCUUCGCAGCACGAUUAUCGGCGGUUUCCUCGGUAACCUGUAUGAGGGCGCAGGAUGGGACGUGACCAGGAUCAAUUAUCUUGGUGACUGGGGCAAGCAAUACGGUCUUCUGGCCCUGGCGUUCGAGAAGUUCGGUGAUGAGAAGGCUCUGGAGCAAGACCCCAUCAACCACCUCUUCCAACUCUAUGUUCGCAUCAAUACGGAGAUGACCGAGGAGAAGGAGCAAAUCGCGAAGCGCAAGGAGGCUGGUGAGGAUGUGACAGAGGCCGAGGCCAACAGCUUGGACGAACAGGCCCGUCGCUACUUCAAGAAGAUGACCGACAGGGAUGAAAAGGCGCUGGCCAUGUGGAAGAAGUUCCGCGACCUCAGCAUUGUGAGGUACAAGCAGACCUAUGCCCGUCUCAACAUUCACUUUGACGAGUACAGCGGUGAGAGUCAGGUGUCCGAGGCUGACAUGGCUGAUAUCGGAAAGCAGCUGGAGGAGAAGAAGAUCAGCAAGGAGGACAAUGGCGCGCAGCUUAUUGACUUCUCCGAGCUUGUCCCCGGCAAGGAGGGCAAGCGCCUGGAGAAGCCUCUUGUCAGGAAGAGGGAUGGCACUGCUCUCUACCUGACCCGUGAUAUUAGCGAACUGUUGGCUCGUCAUGCCAAGUACAACUUUGACAAGAUGAUCUACGUCGUCGCCUCGGCCCAAGACUUGCAUCUCAAGCAGCUCUUCAAGAUCAUUGAGCUCUUGGGCCACAAGGAUAUUGCUGAUAAGUGCCAGCACAUCAACUUUGGCCUGGUUCUCGGUAUGAGCACUCGCAAGGGUACCGUCAAGUUCUUGGAUGACAUUCUCCGCGAUGUUGCCGACAAGAUGCACGAGACCAUGAGGAAGAACGAGGACAAGUAUAACCAAGUGGAGAACCCCGAAGCUGUUGCCGACGUCCUUGGUAUCAGCUCUGUCAUGGUCCAAGAUAUGACUGGCAAGAGGAUCAACAACUACACCUUCAACAUGGAUCAAAUGACAUCGUUUGAGGGCGAUACCGGCCCGUAUCUUCAAUAUGCGCACGCCCGUGUGUGCUCCAUUAAGCGCAAGGCUGGCCUCAGCGACGAGGAGAUUGCUAGCGCCGACUUCUCACUGUUGACGGAAGCCCAUGCUGUCAACAUUGUCCGUCUUCUGGCGCAGUGGCCCGAUGUCUUCAGUAACACCUUGAGGACGCUGGAGCCCACAACCGUGUUGGCCUACCUCUUCAAGAUGACACACGCCCUGAGCAGCUCCUAUGAUGUAUUGAGGAUCAUGGGUAGCGAGCCUGCGGUUUUGAAGGCCCGCAUGGCGCUCUACGAGGCGGCCCACAUUGUGCUGGGCAACGGCAUGCGCCUGCUGGGUCUGAGCCCCGUUGAACGUAUGUAA
This is a messenger RNA of Podospora anserina S mat+, 1905 nucleotides long. RefSeq lists its product as uncharacterized. Gene Ontology annotation, biological process: arginyl-tRNA aminoacylation; mitochondrial translation. The record is from RefSeq and is a predicted model, not a curated record. Lineage: Eukaryota; Fungi; Ascomycota; Sordariomycetes; Sordariales; Podosporaceae. Gene Ontology annotation, cellular component: cytoplasm; mitochondrion. Gene Ontology annotation, molecular function: arginine-tRNA ligase activity; ATP binding. The transcript has 3 exons. Bases 1 to 1905 code for a protein of 634 amino acids.